Fusarium mangiferae is the source of this 825-nucleotide messenger RNA. RefSeq lists its product as uncharacterized. The record is from RefSeq and is a predicted model, not a curated record. The transcript has a single exon. NCBI's taxonomy places the organism in Eukaryota, Fungi, Ascomycota, Sordariomycetes, Hypocreales, Nectriaceae. The coding region runs from base 1 to 825 and encodes 274 amino acids.
AUGGAGUCAAGAGAAAUUAAUUCUGGCCUUCUUAUGCGACUCUUCACUUUAUUUCUCUACAAUGUUAACAAAAUCCCAUGCGUCCGCCGCCUACGAAAACAUCCAGGGCGUAUCCUCCUCGUGUCUUCCAAGCUCUGUAUCAAAGCAACCGCCUUCACAACACUGACUGAAGCAAAUACCAUGCAAUUCGUUGCGAAAAACACAUCAAUACCAGUUCCCAAAAUUUACUGUAGCUUCAAGCACAGAGGUCGUGUCUAUAUACUCAUGGAAAGGAUCCGAGGUCGGGAUCUAUCUCAAAGUUGGACGCAACGACCGGGAGACUCCAAGGCGCGUAUUCUCGCGCAAUUGAAGACUUUGAUCACGGAACUACGGAGCGUUGCCCCAACAGAUGGCGUUGGUGUCUCCAACGUUGAUGGGGUUCCCAUCUUUGACCAGUGUCUUCCUGAUAAAUCCUUCUGGGGUCCUUUUGCAACAAUUCAAGAGUUUCAUCGAGAGUUACGUCGUGGUCUUGAGCUUGGAGAUGAUAAAGAGGCCUUUCCGGGCUUGCGGGAACUCAUAGACUUUCAUAACGGGCCCUGGGAGGGCCCAGUCUUCACUCACGGUGACCUAAGCAGUCUCAAUAUCAUGGCUGAUGGGGAUACGGUGACAGGCAUUGUGGACUGGGAGUCGGCUGGAUGGAUGCCUCCAUACUGGGAGUAUACAUCAGCUUGGCAUGUUAAUCCACGAAAUACAUUCUGGUGCGAUGCGGUCGACGGGUUGCUCACGCCUUUACCGCAUGAGCUGGAAAUGGAAAGGAUACGUCGGCAGUACUUUGGCGAAUUCUAA